This is a messenger RNA of Cercopithifilaria johnstoni, 390 nucleotides long. NCBI's taxonomy places the organism in Eukaryota, Metazoa, Nematoda, Chromadorea, Rhabditida, Onchocercidae. The record is from the annotation of a GenBank genome assembly.
AUGGAUGAAAAACGGGUCGAUUGUGCUGAUUUGUUAGCAUUUCAGGACAUGUUGAGUGAAUUACGACAGGUCGAUGACAAAAUAUUGUUUGAACUAAAUACUGCACUGCCUAGCGAAUCAUUUUCCGUCAAUGUGGACAAAGGCGAGAAAUGUCGUGCUAUUUAUAAGAAGUUGUUAACCAUGAGAGUUAAAAGAAUGAAUUUGAUACAACAUUGCAUCGACAAAAAUCAAACGAACAUUGCUCGUCUACGAAAAGAAAAAUCACCAAUAGGAGAUAUUCGCAAUGCUCAAAAUACGCUCCGAGUUAUCCGAUCAGAAAUGGAUGUUGAAAGUAUUGUUAAUGAGCGGAGUGAAAAAGCCGUCCAUGACCGGUGUAGGACCUUCUUGUGA